Messenger RNA from Loa loa (African eye worm), 1230 nucleotides. RefSeq lists its product as hypothetical. The record is from RefSeq and is a predicted model, not a curated record. NCBI's taxonomy places the organism in Eukaryota, Metazoa, Nematoda, Chromadorea, Rhabditida, Onchocercidae. The transcript is spliced from 6 exons. The coding region runs from base 1 to 1230 and encodes 409 amino acids.
AUGGGAGUAAUGGAAGAAGUGUGUAAUAUUUGCGAUGCAUCCAGCAAAACUCGAUCUCAUCCAGCUUCUCAUUUAACAGAUUUGAAUAAUUUACAAAAUGUGACCUGUUGGAUGUCAGAACCAAGUACUGAUUAUCCACACAAUGUGACGUUAACUUUAUCACUGGGCAAAAAGUACGAGCUAACCUAUAUAUCAGUGCAAUUUUGCAAUCGUCUCGCUGAUUCUAUGGCCUUUUACAAAUCAGUAGAUUUCGGGAAAACUUGGAUACCAUUCCAGUUUUACUCAACAGAGUGUCAAAAAAUCUACGAUCGCAAUCCAAACAUUAAAAUUAGCAAACACAAUGAACAGGAAGCAUUAUGUACCAACACUCAUGCAUUGACCUCAGUGCCGAACCGAGUAGCGUUCGCAACGUUGGAAGGUCGCCCAUCAGCAUUUGAAUUUGAACACUCACCUGUACUGCAAGAUUGGGUUACUGCUACUGAUAUUCGUAUUAUUUUUAAUCGACUCAGUCCUGAUCAGGCUGAAUUAUAUGGCCUAACGAAUGAAAUGGGAGUGAACAUAACUGAUAUGGAUCAGCUCAAGCAGCGCUAUUAUUAUUCAGUGGGUGAGCUAGCUGUCGGCGGUCGUUGCAAGUGUAACGGUCAUGCUUCCAGGUGCAUAUUGGAUAAAACAGGCAAUUACAUUUGUGACUGUAAGCACAACACAGCUGGUGCCGAUUGCGAGCGCUGCAAGACAUUUCAUUUGGACCGCCCGUGGGGCCGCGCUACCUCGGAAAAUGCCAACCACUGCGUCGCUUGCAAUUGUAACCUACAUGCCAAGCGAUGUCGAUUUAACAUGGAACUGUAUAGGCUGAGUGGUAACAAGAGUGGCGGUGUCUGUAUUAACUGCAGACAUAAUACAGCCGGCCGUAAUUGCCAUUAUUGUAAACCAGGAUAUUUUCGAGAUCUGACAAAAUCAAUAACACAUCGGAAAGCGUGUAAAGCAUGCAAUUGUCACCCUGUUGGUUCGCUUUCACGAAGCUGUAAUCAAAGCAGUGGACAAUGCAUUUGCAAGGAUGGUGUCACCGGUUUGACCUGCAAUCAAUGUUCGAAGGGAUAUCAGCAGAGCCGUUCACCACUCCAUCCAUGCAUUCGUAAGCCAAGUUAUAUUACUGGCUGUUGCAAUAGCGAUAUUUGCCUAUUACUGCUUGAGCUUUCAUUUCAAAAUUCUCAUUACACUGGGGAAAAGUGA